UCCUCACAUCUAAGUCGACAUGUUUUCUUCAGCAGCUCCAAACUCGAAAUCUCAGAUUUCAGUAUGAGUAAUAAUAGGUCAUGGAUGUACAAAAGACUAGAGAGACGAGGAUGUCUAAAUGGUGAUUUCAAGGAAGGUGUCAAUGAGUUCAUUCAGACAACAAUAAAUUUAUAUUCCAGCGGUAUCAUUGCAUGUCCCUGUAGAAAGUGUAAAAAUAGAAAAUGGAUGACUUGGGAUAUUGUUAAGCAACACCUAUUUGAGAAAGGUUUUAUCGAUGACUAUUAUGUAUGGGCAACACAUGGAGAGACACCCAAUUCAAAUGGCCUGGUUUAUUUUGAUCAAGCUAACUCCUCGUAUUGUAAUGCAUCUGAGGUCCAAUAUGAUCCAUACAAAUUGAUGUUUGAGGAUGCAGAGAGGAAUGAAUUCCCAACAGAAAAUCAAGGCGAUUUUCUUGUGAAUGAUGAGCCUAGUGCAGCAACAAAGAAGAUGUAUGAAAUGCUAGAUAUGACGAGUCAACCAUGCUUUGAGGGUUGUCCAAUGACUGAGUUGAGCGCAAUGACUGAAAUGUUGAACAUAAAGACUGAGAUGAAUCUAUCUGAGGCUUCUACAGACAGGAUUGCUCAAUUUGUGAAUAGAUUUUUCCCAACUAAAAUCCUCAAUAGGCCUAUACCGAAUUUCAACAAAAUAAAAAGGAAGUUAUCGUUGUUGGGAAUGACAAGCCAAUCUAUUGAUUGUUGCCUAAAAGGAUGUGUGAUAUAUCGGAAAGGAGACAGUGAGCUAAUGGAGUGCAAGUUUUGCGAUGGUGCAAGAUACAGGAUCAGUAAGCAAGCAAAAAAACUAAUUUCACUUGCAAGAAUGGAGUACUUCCCACUUACUCCUAGACUACAAAGGCUUUAUGCAUCAGAUACUACCGCGGAGAAAAUGAGGUGGCACAAAGUUCACCAUAGAGAAGAAGGAGUGAUGCAACAUCCGUCGGAUGCAAAGGCGUGGAUUCAUUUUGACAAUCUCCAUCCAGAUUUUGCUGAAGACCCGAGAAAUGUUAGGCUUGGUUUAUGCAGUGACGGGUCCCAACCAUUUGGACAAUUUGGUCAGAAAUACUCUUGUUGGCCUAUCAUAGAGACACCAUACAAUUGUCCACCUGGUAUGUGUAUGAAACAACAAUUUUUAUUUUUGUCUAUAUUGGUACCUGGACCAAGAAAUCCAACAAAGGGGAUAAAUGUGUAUUUGAAACCAUUGAUAGAAGAGUUGAAACAACUGUGGGAGGUUGGGGUUGUAACGUAUGAUGCAUUCUCAAGGGAAAAUUUCAAUAUGCGAGCUAUGUUGCUAUGGGCAAUAAGUGAUUUUCCCGCAUAUGCCAUGCUUUCUGGAUGGAGUACAAAAGGAAAAUAUGCACGUCCUAUUAAGAUUUUCUGAGCAAUUGUGAGUUGUGUCGUUAUUGUAAAAAAAAAUACCGGCAAUGUUCUCUUUUUAAAUGUUUGAGUGAUUUGCAUCAUUUUGUUUGCACAGGAGGUUAUUAGCAAACUGUCUACUACAUUCCAUGAAACUGAAGUGAACAUCAAUCACAAGAAGAUGAAAUUUCUACGACAUCAAAAGCUGUAAUUUCUGAAUUGCAUUUCAAGUAUUUUGAUGUGGUUGAGUACAACAAGAAAAGAGUUUUGGGAACGGGAAGGUAUUCCAAAGCGUUUCUUCUCCAAUUAGCUAGAGUCAAAUCAUAAAGGAUCUUCAUCAAAAUGCUUGCAUGAUUUUUGUGUUCCUUCGGAUGAGCAUAUGAGAAAAUGGUUGUCUUCGCAUGGUCACGAGGCUCCACCGGUUAUGCCUCUUGUGGAUGAAAGUUUGACAAAUAAGAAUCCCGAGUUACAACCUAAGAGUUUUGAAGAAACAUGGCUUCCAUUCUUCAAGUCAUAUGGAAUUGACGCCCCAAACUUCUUUCCACAACAAGAUUUAUCCUCUCAAGGCUCUCAACAAUCACAUGGAGACUCUUUAUCCAAUUAGAUGCAUAGCUUUAAUUUUGAAAUGGCUUAAACAUUUUAAAACACAUUAAUGUGGUGAUAUGUAUGCUUUUUGGAUUUAGUAUUGAACACUAGAUACUAAUAGCGACUUGGAUGCUUUUUUGGAUUUAGCAUGGUUGCAUUGGGGCUUUAGUAGUGACCUAGAAUCUAAUGUAAACUCUAAGCUAUUAUAAUAUACAUAGUAUUAUUUUUU
Messenger RNA from Cuscuta europaea, 2202 nucleotides. NCBI's taxonomy places the organism in Eukaryota, Viridiplantae, Streptophyta, Magnoliopsida, Solanales, Convolvulaceae. The record is from the annotation of a GenBank genome assembly.